AUGGCUCUCAAUGCCAUGUCCAUGUCAAUCCCCUCAGACCUGAAUUUGGACGAGAGCCAAGGUUUGGUCCGCAAUUAUAUUGACGGCGUCCUCGUCGACCUCCUCCACCAAUUGACCCAAUACCCAUUCGAAGGGCAACCAUCAAUCACCCUUCGUUGCAGGCCACGUGCAGCAACAUGUGCGAUAAAUCCACGCAAUGGGGCUCUUGAGACAGGUCGCAAUGACCUCGCAUACCGCUCAUUUUCAUGGCCGGGACGCACAGCAUAUGAAUCAUGGAAAUUCACGGUGAUCAUUCGAGUAUUGGCUAUAGUUGAUCAAGCUUUGCGAACAGGACAGUUGAUUUCAAAAAGAGACAUAUAUUAUAUCGACCCGGCAUAUUUCGGAUCACAACAGACGGUCAAUGAUGUUGUCGAUGACCUUGCUUUUACUAUUGGCGUCGACCGAGCAGCACUGAAUGUGGAAGCAGCUGGCAAAGGUUUGGUUGCUGGGUGCUUUCGUCUGAGCCGCGAAUCAUCGAUUAUCAUGGAUGCCAGUGUCGCCCAUGAUACUACGAUUCCCCGGAUUGAAAGCACUGACGAGAUUGAUAUCUCCGGUGCUCGGUGGGUGUUUAUCAUUGAAAAGGAGGCAGUCUUCCACCGACUAGUUCGGAGCAGCUAUCCCACCCGGGCCAUCAUGGGUGAUGGAAUCUUGAUAACUGGCAAAGGGUACCCCGAUAUCAGCACUCGCGAGUUCGUCCACCAACUCUGGGUCGCUUCCAGCAGAUCCGACAGACCACCGCGUUUCUAUGCCUUGGUCGAUGGAGACCCUCAUGGAAUAGCAAUAAUGUCGACAUGCAAAUAUGGAUCAAUCAAGCAUCUUCAUGAGAACGCAAGGCUGAGCCUGCCGGGACUGGAAUGGCUGGGAUUGAAAGUAGCAGACGCCAUACUGGCAUCAGAGUCACCAGGUGCUAAUGAGAUCCUCUCUCUUACGACCAGCGAUCGAAGGAAGAUCCUCGCCAUGUUUCGCAAUAACCCGGUGUGGUCGAACGAUGGACCGGAGCCCGAAUGGCGUGCAGAGUUACAGCGUAUGUUACUGUUGAAUAUCAAAGCAGAGAUUGAGAUGCUUUACGAGCGUGAUGGCGGGCUUGAGGCGUGGAUUGAUCGAAAAUUGUUUCGGCAGGAAUGA
This is a messenger RNA of Penicillium daleae, 1164 nucleotides long. RefSeq lists its product as uncharacterized. The coding region runs from base 1 to 1164 and encodes 387 amino acids. Gene Ontology annotation, cellular component: nuclear chromosome. Lineage: Eukaryota; Fungi; Ascomycota; Eurotiomycetes; Eurotiales; Aspergillaceae. Gene Ontology annotation, biological process: meiotic DNA double-strand break processing; reciprocal meiotic recombination; meiotic DNA double-strand break formation. Gene Ontology annotation, molecular function: ATP binding; DNA topoisomerase type II (double strand cut, ATP-hydrolyzing) activity; DNA binding. The record is from RefSeq and is a predicted model, not a curated record. The transcript is spliced from 7 exons.